This is a messenger RNA of Pseudogymnoascus verrucosus, 2142 nucleotides long. RefSeq names its product Crossover junction endonuclease mus81 (gene MUS81). Gene Ontology annotation, cellular component: nucleus; Holliday junction resolvase complex. Gene Ontology annotation, molecular function: DNA binding; crossover junction DNA endonuclease activity; 3'-flap endonuclease activity. Lineage: Eukaryota; Fungi; Ascomycota; Leotiomycetes; Thelebolales; Thelebolaceae. The coding region runs from base 256 to 2037 and encodes 593 amino acids. Gene Ontology annotation, biological process: double-strand break repair via break-induced replication; resolution of meiotic recombination intermediates; DNA catabolic process. The transcript has a single exon. The record is from RefSeq and is a predicted model, not a curated record.
GUAUGGGAACAACGAGGCACAGGUGAGAUAAGGGUCCAACACGUGACCCCGCGUCCCCAGCGCGUCAUCGUUUCUCCCCCCGUCGCGGUUACCUCACCAACUAUAUCCAAAGUUCGACACCAUCAACAAUGGCCAUUGCUCCAGCCGGCCUAUAUAAUUGCUGUUGCUUGAAUUAGAGACACAAGUGCUGUCCCUGGGCUCUUUCUGUGCUAAAUUGCUUCUUUUGUAUCUUUUUGUAUACCGGAUUCCUGCGCAAUGGCAGACGAAGAGUGUGCCAAUCCAUUACUCCUUGGCUGGGUCAAAGAAUGGUUGGAUACGGCAAGAGAACGCAAUUCGAAGGGGUUCACAGUUUAUAGAAAGGCCUACGACUCCUUGAAGUCAUGCCCGCUCCCAUUUCAGCAUCCUGCAGAGGCACAGCAAUUACACGGCUUCGGUCCCAAACUCUGCGAGCGACUGACGGAUAAACUGAAAGUCCAUUGCCAAACAAAUGGACUUCCCAUGCCUGACCUACCCCGAAAGGUUAGUAAAGGGAAAACCACCGCCGACGAUGGCACUGCUCCCGCGAAGCCGGCCAGGAAAAAGAAGGCCUACGUCCCAACUUUACGAUCGGGGCCGUAUGCGCUGAUCCUCGCGCUGUCCACCAUUCCAGAGAGUGCACCUUCCGGUAUCACAAAGCAGCAAACAAUCGAGCUAGCUCAGCCAUAUUGCGAUUCCUCGUUCACCGCAUCGAGUGACCCAACCAAGUUCUACACAGCGUGGAAUUCGAUGAAGACGCUCCUUGAAAAGGACCUCGUCGCCGAGAAGGGUCGGCCGCUGAGGAAAUACUGUCUCACAGAAGAAGGCUACGAAGUCGCCUCACGAAUCAAGGCAUCCCAGCCAACCGCGGAUCCCAAGCAGAGUACGCUCGACGCCCCUGCAGCGCCGCCGAAAUCUCGACAACCUGCUCCAUCUGGACCAGUACUCGGUGCAGCGGACGAUGAUGGGUUCAUGGCCAUUAAUUCGAGUCCACCCCCACCUUCACGAUCAGAACCACAGUACGAUAAUGGGAUGGAGGGUGUACAAGAUGAUAUCGUACCAUUCGGAGAUGCGCUAGCAGAUGAAACCGCCCUCCCCACAUUCUCACCCAUCACCAUCCCCUCCUCAGCCUUCACCCUCGAGCUCGUCCUCGACGUCCGCGAAGUCCGCGCCAAAGAAGACAGAGACUACAUGCGCGUCGAGCUCACCAAGAAAGGCGUCUCCCCCAUCAUGCGCAGCCUCGACCUCGGCGACGCGCUCUGGGUAGCAAAAUGCAAAGACCCUCUCUACCUCCAGCGCCACGGCCUCGAAGGCUCCGAAAUAAUGCUCGACUGGAUAGUCGAGCGCAAGCGCCUCGACGACCUGGUCGGCAGCAUCAAAGACGGGCGGUUCCACGAGCAGAAAUUCCGGCUGCGGAAAUCGGGCGUCAAGAAUGUGAUAUACAUCAUCGAGGAGAUCUCCAUGAACGCGGAGCACUUCCAGAAGUACGAGGAAGCUGUUGAAUCCGCCAUCGCCUCAUCGCAGGUCGUGAAUGGAUAUUUCAUCAAGAAGACCCAGAAGAUGGAUGAUACGAUCCGGUAUCUCACGCGGAUGACCAUGAUGCUGAAGGGGCUGUACGAGUCCAAACCCCUAAAAGUGAUACCCACCCGCGUCCUCACCACGCAGAACUACCUCCCCCUCCUAACACAAUUAUCCGAAAAACACCCUGGAGUGACACACAACAUCACGUACCAAGCAUUCGCCUCCCUGGCCUCUAAAUCAGAGACCCUCACCCUCCGCGACGUCUUCCUGAAGAUGCUGAUGUGCACGCGCGGGGUGACGGGGGAUAAAGCCCUCGAGAUCCAGAGGCGGUGGAAGACGCCACAGAAAUUUGUGGAGGCGUUUGAGGCCUGUGGGGGCGGGGAGGAGGGAAAGAAGAGGAAGCAGGAAAUGGUUAGCGGGCAGAUGAAUGGGUUGGUGGGGAGGAAGAAGGUGGCGAGGGUGUUGAGUGCGAGGAUUGCGGACGUUUGGGCGGAUGCGUGAGGUGGUAGUAGUGGUGUUUGUGUGCGUAUAUAUUUAUUAUACGGGAUUGAGAGAGAGUUCUCUAAUCAUUAUACCCUUGAAUUUAAAUGUUUCAUUUUCCCAUGG